CCGCCGCCCGUAGCCCGCCGGCCGCCCGCGCCCGCCGGCGCUCCGGCCUCGCGCGCUCCAUGGCGGCGCAGGAAUGGGACUGGUUCCAGCGCGAGGAGCUCAUCGGGCACAUCAGCGACAUCCGAGUCCAGAACCUGCAAGUGGAGAGGGAGAAUGUGCAGAAGAGGACUUUCACGCGGUGGAUGAACCUGCACCUGGAGAAGUGUGACCCGCCUCUAGAAGUUAAAGAUCUGUUCCUGGAUAUACAAGAUGGCAAAAUCCUCAUGGCUUUGCUGGAGGUCCUGUCUGGGCGAAGUCUGCUGCACGAGUACAAAUCCUCAUCGCAUCGUAUUUUUCGGUUGAACAACAUCGCAAAAGCACUGACGUUUUUGGAAGAUAGCAAUGUCAAACUGGUUAGCAUCGACGCAGCAGAAAUAGCGGACGGCAACCCCUCUCUGGUUCUCGGGCUGAUAUGGAACAUCAUCCUCUUCUUCCAGAUCAAGGAGCUCACGGGCAACCUCAGCAGGAACUCCGCGUCCUCCAGCCUGUCGCCCGGCUCCGGGAGCACGGAUUCCGACUCCUCCUUCCCCCCCACACCCACCACGGAGAGGAGCGUGGCGACGUCCGUGAAAGACCAGAGGAAAGCCAUCAAGACCCUGCUGGCCUGGGUGCAGAGGAAGACCCGGAAGUAUGGCGUGGCGGUGCAGGACUUCGCGGGCAGCUGGAGGAGCGGCAUGGCUUUCCUGGCCAUCAUCAAGGCCAUCGACCCCAGCCUGGUGGACAUGAAGCAGGCGCUGGAGGACUCCGCCCGGGCAAACCUGGAGAAGGCCUUCAGCAUCGCACACGAGGCCCUGCGCAUCCCCAGGCUCCUGGAUCCCGAAGACAUCAUGGUCGACUCGCCGGAUGAGCAGUCCAUCGUGACUUACGUGGCCCAGUUUCUGGAACGUUUCCCGGAGCUGGAAGUCGAGGACUUCAUGGAAUCAGAUAAAGAGAUCCCCAUCGAAUCCACCUUUGUCCGCAUCAAAGAAACCCCUUCGGAACAGGAGAGCAAAAUCCUGCUGGUGACGGAAAACGGGGAGUGCGCCUACACCGUGAGCCACGACACCAGCCACCCGCCACCCCCCAAGGUCUUCGUCUGCGACUCGCCCGAGAGCGUGAAGGGCACGUGCCUGAGCAGCAGCCGCGCCCUGUCCGACAGCUCCUCCGACUUCAUGCACCAGAUCAUCGACCAGGUCCUCCAGGGCAGCCCGGGGAAGACGGGCAGCACCGGCGAGCCGCCCCUGGAGUCUUCCAUCUUAGCCACCAGGAAGGACGGCCGCAGGUCCAACUCACUGCCCAUCAAGAAAACCGUCCACUUCGAGGCCGACGUGUGCAAGGACGCCUCCUGCAGCAAGGACCCCUUCUACACGCAAGACCUGCGCUUCGAAGGGAGCCCGCAAGUGGCGCAGGAUGGACAGGGGCCGGCAGCUGACGCCGCAGAGAACCAGGGGCUGCAGCACGAAGUCGCCAAGACCCCAGAGGCAGCCCCCAAAGGGGUCCCUGGGGGUGUCCCUGCGGCUGCCGGGCCCCUCGGCAGCUCCCAGCCUCCCUCUCCCUGCAAUGGCGCCGAGGAGAGCCCAGCAAGUCGUAGAGAAGAAAGUCACCCUCCUCCACCCCCCACAGAAGACACCCUGAUGGCCAGCUCCUUGGAGGUCAAGGUGAAGCUGCUGACCGUGGAGGCUAUGGACAAAGACGAGUGUUUCGACAGCAUACCAUUAAAAGCCUCGAAGUUUAGCAACGACCUGGUAGAUUUUGCUUCCACCAGCCGAGCUGUCGGCGAGGUCCCUUCCCCUCGUGAGAAGACACCUGCUGAGGACGAGGGCUUUGAGGAUCAGGAUGAAAACGUAGGUAAAAGCAGCGCCAAGUCCGCCCACAAAAGGCAGGAGUCCUCGGAAUGCCAGGUGGAGUCCAGCGAACAUGAACUUCCCAGCGAUGCUGGACCGGAAGAGACAGCAGAGAGAAAGCCAGAGGUGUACGAAAAGGCCAAGAGGAAAUCCACCUGCCGCCGUCGCCGCAGCCGUGGGGAGGGGGAGGAGGAGGAAGGCGAAGGCCUGCAGGGGCCUGGCGGGGAGCUUCCUUCCAACCCCACCAGCAGCAGCGUCAGCCUGGAGAGGCUCGGGAGUCCCGGCAAAGACGGCGUGGACUUCACACCCUCGCCACCGCUGUCCAAGGUCUCGGUGAUCCCGCACGACCUCUUCUACUACCCGCACUACGAGGUGCCCCUGGCUGCGGUGCUGGAGGCGUACGCCGAGGGCACCGAGGACUUGAAGAUGGAGGAGAUGGAUCUGGGCGAGCAGGAGGGGGGCUGUUUGCACGACCUGCACCCCAGGGAGGAGGCCGACGCCUCCUGGAGCAGCUACAGCUUCUCGGGGCCAGGCGAGGGCCUCCCGGGGGCCAGCGACCUGGGGCCGGAUCCCAACAAGGGUGCCACGGGUGCCACCCCGGCUUCAGAUCCUGCCCCUCCAGACCCCCACGAGGACCACCAGCCGAGGCAGACCGAAGAGAGUGACCCUGUGGAGAGCCAGCAGUCCCAGGACCCCCCAGGCUUGGAACCUGUAGCAAACCCCUUAGAAGCAAAGGUAGUGGAAGAAUCGAUCAGCAGUAAAAAGAAGGAGAAACGGAAGCACGUGGACCACGUGGAAAGCUCAUUGUUUGUAGCGGCUGGGGCUGUGCGAUCCUCGGAUGACCUGGAAGAUGACCCCGGAGACCGCAGAGUCCCGUCCAGGACUAGCCACAGUGACUCCAGCAUUUACCUGCGGCCACAUACUAAUAGGUCUUUGGAAUCGGAUCAUUUUAGCUAUGUUCACUCGAGGAACGCAGCUGAUCCGGAUGACAGGAGGCACCGAAUACUAACCAGGAAGGCCGACAACUCGGGCGAAGCCGCGGCGCCAGGGACGCACAGCCCGCACAGCGACUCCCUGACCCAGCUGGUGCAGCAGCCGGACCUAGUGUAUUUCAUCCUCUUCCUGUGGCUCCUGGUUUACUGCCUGCUGCUCUUCCCACAGCUGGAUGUCAACAGACUCUGACGUGUGUCUGGAUAAUAAAGAGACAGGACCCUGAGCAGGGGAGGGGUCUUUUAUAUCUCGGGUUCUGGGCGGGGUCCUGCCUCCCGAGGAGGCUCAGGCCGCCUCCCCCUGUUGUUGCUUCGGGUUCCUGUUUCCUUGUCCUUUGGUGAGACCUGAGCAUGCUUUUCUCCUGGACUGUGUGCCCAGAACUCAGGCGCAGCUUGGUCGGAGAGUAACCAUCCUUACUUAUAUGGAGCCCAAACUCAGAUGUUAGCUCAUCGCAAAUGCAGAUUUUUAAGGAGCUCUUGGAUGCGGGUCCCAGGCUGAGCCCCCGCUUGUGGGAGACCUGCUACCCCGUCCUCCAGGAGGGUGUGUGAGUGGAGCUGUGGGGCUCUGGCACCUGUUGCUACCUGGUGAUCGCUGGACAAGCACGACCAGGGAAUGGUGAAACCAGGGAAGCCAGAGAAGGUGGUGUUAUAGCCACGGACCACUUCGCUCACCCUGGUUUCGGGGUGGUGGGGUGCACUUGGAAUUCACGCUUGUGUUGUUUGGAUUGGAAAGAGCGGGGAUUUUAAAAUCUUUUCCAUCUAGGGGUCAGUCUAGACGUGGCAUUGAAAGCAGAGCUCUGGUUGGGGUGGGCCCUGAGACACUCCCCACCCCCCCAGCCUCACUGACUGCUCCUGAGACUCCUGUCUCGUUCUCAGGGUCCCACAGGGAAGAACCUCCAGGAGGACUAGAGGGGGGCGGGGCUGAUGUUGGACGCACAGGAGUCACUACCGCGUGCACCUGCCUCAUGGCGUGGACAUCCUUGGUGCUUGGUUGCCAUGGGUUUCUCAAAGACGCCUUCUGGGAAGCACCGGGAGUGGGCAGGGCAGGUGGUCUGUGCAAGGAGGGAAGCCCGCUCCCCACUGACACCUUCCACGGCCCUGGGUUCCCUCUCCUCUUUUUCUUGCCAAAACCCAGGUCAGUGGAGACCAUGUGCUGCUCCCUGCCCCCACCUCCCAGGAAGCACGUAGUAAGCCCCCCUGGUAAGAUAGUGCACUGUUAGGAGAGGCCUCUGGGAGCAGCUUGUUUAAUCUAGCCCAGGCGGCAGAGCAGGUUGGCCAACAACCCACAAGGGACAAACUUGAAGGAGCUCACCGGCUGGGGCUGCCACCUCUGAUAGAUAACUUCCACCCACGCACCAAUAUCUGAAACAAAGAUAAAAUGGCCGGAUAAAAGUCCUCAUUUAGCACAUCCGAACAUCGUAGGCCAGCUGUCAACCUUAGUUUUGCUCCUGCAUUCUGCCCAUGAAGAGGUAGUGUUCGCCUUCGACCUCAGCGCCUGUUCCCUCUGGAACAGCCCGGCCGGCCUUGUCACUGAUGUUCUCACUCCAGGAAUCGCAGGACCUCGCUUAAGCCAAGGAGCAGGUUUCAAGUCUGCAGAAUCCCAGCAGGGAGGGCCCGUCUGCGUGGAUGACAGCCCGAUCUGGCCUCGCCACCAAUCCUGAAUGUGGUCCAGCCCUCGACUUGCCCUCGCCAAGAGAAUGGCCGUCCCCUGGCCAUGAGCUGUUGGGAGCUUGGAGUGAGUCCAUCCCAGAGGCCAAGAACUCGGUGGAAAAAGAGCUAAUUGAUGAGCCCCUGGUGUGGGAGGCUGGGAGGUGCAGAUGGUCACGAGUGCGUGUGUGAUCCUUGCAAACCCUGGCACCGCUGGAUCCCUGCUACGUUAGCUGUUUGAUGAGCUGGGGAGGGGCUGACCCGAGAGUGAAUCAUCUCCUGUUACGUGUCCAGACCCCAUUCAGAAAAAUCUCCGUCGACAACUUGCAACAUUGCAGAGAAUGGCCGCUGGCGCCGUGCCUGGAAGUCCUUAGGUUCGGGCUGGCACUAAACUGAUUUUUUUCUUGAAGGGCGGACAUCUCAUUUGAGUCUCUGCUGACUUGGAUGAGGCUGGAUGUGGGAGGCUAGGGGACAGGCCACCCCUCUGCAGGUGAGGCUUUUCUCUGGUUCCCUGGAGGUCACCACGUUUGACUCUUAGCUGUUUCUUUGCAUUUUUACGUGAUGUGCUCACCCUCUCCUGUUAAGCUGUGUGUAGAAACAUCGGCUGACUUGCUGUCAACGGUCAUGAGCCUUUAGCCUUGCCGGCACCCUGAGUGUGGCUGCGGCACGGUAUCUAGAUCUCCCUAGGGUGCGGUGUGGACGGCACUGCGGGUGUCUGAGGAGCGUGUGUGAUGCCCCCGCCGUGACUUCUUAGUGGCCUGAGGAAGGGGAGUGCAGGAUUGCAAGUUAAGUAUUGCAAAUGUUUGCAGCCUCAGUCUCGAAAGUCUAAAAGAGCCAUCCUCGUGUGAUUUCCUGUCUUCCUUGUGCCCUUACCCACGAGUGGCUGAGCAUAGAGUUCUGAGUGGAAGAUCACGCCCCGCCCCCACUGUCCUGGUCCCUGGGCCUUGGCAGGGGCUGGGCUGCCUCUCUCUCUCCCUGGAAACGCUCCUGGUCUCCUCCUUGGAGUUGCCUGCACUGCCUUGGUGCGGGUCCGGUGCUGCUGCGCCUGGUGCUGACGUCCCUGGCAGGUGUCUUACCUUCUCUCGUAGCUACGUUCUUUCUCUCUGAGCUACCUGCUGUUCCAGUGCGGAACCUCCUAAGCGGAUCCUGUAAUAUUUGUAUCUUUUCUGUUUCUCAUCUCUUUAUGGUCCUGGUCUGCUUUCCCUGAAGAAUAUCCCACUUUAUCUUCCCUAGGAGGAAUGUCGGGUUUGAUUUUGGAUGGUGAGACGUUGUGGUGGCUCCUUGUUUUGUUACCCAGUGGCCUGUGCAGUUCCCGUGUCUCUCUGUGGAUGCUGAUGCGUGUGUUUGGGGAUGCACGGUGCUGCUCCCUGCUUCGCCUUUUUGUCUUAGAGUCCCCAUUCUCUGGGUGGGCUCAAUCUCAUGUCCCAGGUUUUCCUGGGACAUCUGUUCAUGCCGUAGCACUGUUCCAGUUAAGAGCCAGGCAGCAAGAAGCCGAGUGGGCGCUCUGUGUGUCAGCUGUGGCUUUUCUCUAAGGCCAGCAGGUGGGCACCUGGACUCACUGCUCGGGAACCCUACUAGGUGUCAGUAUUUGCAGGUUUUUCCUCUGGAACCCAUUUUUUUUAGAGCUAUUUCCACUGUUCUCCCACCUGGCAAAGAAGGACAUACACAGGGCUGCAACAGCCAUAGCGCACCCUUGGGAAAUUUCAAAAUUGGUAUCCAUGGGGCAGAAACCACCCAGAACACAGACUUGACCCGCAGAGACCACCUCUGCCCCCUCCUCCAGGCAGACGCCACAGGUUUGCUUCCUGCGCCUCCUGGAUCUUCUGCCUCCCGUGACACUAGUCUGCAGCAGCCACGUGGCUUCUGGGGCUCUCUUUGCUACCCUCACUUCAUUUAGGAAACGAGUUUGCCGACGAAGCAACGGUUUGGGUUCUCUGUUGCCUGGUACUUGGAACAUGGCCGGCAUUUCCUUCUGGAAGUUUGUGUCUUGCCCUCCUUGCGACUACAGGAUUGUCAUGGGCUUCCUGGUCAUGGGAGAGGGGCUCCCCCAGGGCCUGGGACAAGAAGUACUGUGCCCAGGACGUGUGUGUUCAGCGUGGGGACCCUGCCCCCUGCAGUGCUUGCCUGCUACUUGGUGGCAGGGUCAGAAGCACUGGGCAGCCUGCACAGUGGAUCUCUGUGAGUCACUGAUGAUCUGCGAGCCCUAGGGAGGGUGUGGGGGCCCCUGGCCUCUAAGGCAUGAGAGGCGGGAGCUCAGAAAGGGGGAGUGACUCACGCUCUGCUGGCUGGAGGCCUCGGGUCAGCCAUACUCAUUCCCAAGUACAUCUUCUCCAGUGUGACAGCCUUCGGCGGCGGCUGCUGACCUCUGCGUGCACCCUCCCUCCCCAGCUUGCCAAGGACCCAGAACACCCGGAGCUAAUGGAGUGCGUGCCUCCCCACACGUCCGUGUCGGUUGUGGCUGCUUCUAUCUGUCGGUCCUCUUUCUCUGUUUGUCCGGGAGGGCAGCUGCGCGUGAACUCUUCCACCCUUUUGCUUAAACCUCAGGAGAGGCUCCAGGAGCGGCAGUGGAGUUUGGAGGCGUGGCCUCUUUUUCCUUUGUGCCGGAGCCCCCUUCCUCAGGGACCCACUCUGAGCCCCUCACCUGUCUUCCUCGGGAGUCCCAGAAGUGGGCCGUGCCGGAGCUUCCGGCCACCAUGGCUUCUCAGAGCCUCCCCAGAGACGCUCUUGCCAGGAUGCCAGAGCCCAGGUGCGGUCCUCAUUUGACACCACAUCUAGGGGAGAUGAACCGUCCCGGGCCUGCAGCGCCCCUGCAUCAUGAGUUGUUCUCCCGGCCCAGCCUGCUCUGACCUCCAGGUCCGGGACCUGGGUUGGGCGGUUGAAGCCAGGGGCCACCACGGGUUGCCCGUGACGUCUGUUGGUGCAGGAGGCGCCUCUCGUGGGCACCUCCUGAGGAGCAAGUCAGCAGUGCAGGCAGGUGAGCUCAGGGCGAGUAGUCGUGCAGGUGGCCCGAGGUGUGAGCCGACUCUCCCACUCCCCCCGUGUGUCUUCGCGCUCCCCCUGAGCACCCAGCUCUCCUCGUUCGGACCUUUAAGGGCCCCAUGGUGGCCUUUGGGCCUUGCCAUUACUGCAUUGUUGUGUGCGGGACAGGGCCCGGGAUGUGCCUGGUCGAGUGUGGGGUGCAGAACAGAGACCUGGACUUGGCAGGGGCCAUCAGCCUCCCUGAGCUGAGUGUUCUGGACCUGCUGCCCUGUGGGCCGUGAGGAUGCUUAGCUGUAUUUGGCGUUUGUGCCGAGAGCCUGGAGAGAAACACAGCAGCGAGCAGUUGUCUCUAGCCAAGGUCGUGGCAGCAGCAUGCCUAAAAUACUCCCCACCCCGUGGGAAAAAAGACAACCAGUAUUCUGUGCUGUUUGGCCAAGUUGUUUUUAAAUAGCAACUCAGCAAGCCGUGGCCCUGAGACCCUGCUGACCCUUGGACGCCAAGUAGCUGCUGCCUGCGAGGGUUUCCUUAAAUGAACCAUUGCCUUGUUUUUGUUUUUUAAGCUCUCCGGGAGGCGUCCUGGGACUAGGAGAGAGGGCAGGUUGGGGGUCAGCCAGAUCUAGUUUGGGAUCCCUGCUCUGUCGCUGGAUUUUGGGGUGGCGUUGGGCACGUUGGUGGCAUCCCUCUGAGCUCCUAUACAGGGGACACACUCAGCACACACCUGUUUAAUGAACGGGGCCUUCCUUGCCAGCCUGUGGUGGGCUUGCAGGCUUCGUAGGAGCCCUCGCUCUCCACGCCCCUCCUCCCCGGGCGACGACCACCUCUCUUUUCCCAGCGUUCAGUUUAUCAUGGCUUCCCCAGUCCCGCACCUUCCUGCCGGCCGCCCUGUCUCAACUUCAAACACUUGCCUUUCGCCAUAGGAGGUGUAAGCCCCGUACACUCAUGUAUACAUUUGAACCUUCCCACGGUCAUGGGAGGUGUUAACUUCAGGGAGGAAGCCAAAGCACAGGAUGGGAAAGCAGCGAGGUUGUAGCUCGGAGCUGGCAAGUGGCAGAACCGGAAACGGAAUGUGGAGACUGAUUUUCAAACGUUGAUUUUCACUCUCAGCUUCGUGCUCAGGAAAGAGUUGUGCCCUAGCGAAAUGCCGGUUCUUGGAGACUUUGGCUCAGUUGGCAAGUUGUGGGCGGGAAGAUAAGGUUUACUUCUCACCUCGCCGUCCCCUGCACCUGCUGGCGCCCAGCCCUAUAUCCUAGCUGCAGCAGGCUGCCCUUCGUACUCACAUCAAAAGGAUUAGGGAAGUCCCAGUUGUGUUUGAGCCAAUGGAUGCAACUAUGCAACCAAAGUGACUGCUUCCAAAGAGCCCGGCCCAGCAAAAUCGCAGCAUCUAAAAUGAAAGAGGGUUCUUCAGGGACUUCAGCCAGCUGCAUCCUGCUCCCAGCUGUUCCUCUGGCCUCCUCCAACACUCACUUCUCAGCGUAGGAAAUGUAGCAAAAAAGCAAAGUGGAGUAUGCCUGGGCAGAGCGAGGUUGAAUUGUGGGGGGGGAGGGGUGGGCAUGGGGAGGAAUUUGGAAAGCAGUUAAGUCACCACCCAGCGCCCUGCCUCCCACAUCGUAGUGCCCGGGUUUGAGCCCCAGCGCUGCCUCCCAUCCGGCUCCCUGUCGGUGUGCACCCUGGCAGGCUCAGUAGUCGAGGCCCUGCUACUCACAUGGAGAUCCAGAUUGAGUUCCAGGCUCCUGGUUCCAGCCUGGCCCAGCCCUAGUUCCCUGGCUGUUACCGGUGUUUGGGAGCUGAACCAGCACAUGACAUUCUGUCUGCCCCACCCCCCUCUCUGCAUUUGAAAUAAAUAAAUAAAUAUUUAAAAAUUUUUAUGUAUGCGAAUGGAGACUGAAUUGUAUGGAUGAAGUCAUGCCUGGUUGGUCUUUGAUAUAGGGAUCAUUAUUUUUCCUUUGUUUCAAGUUUAAAAAUUGUGAUUUUUGCAUUAGUACCCAAAAAAUAGAAAAUUCACUGGAUUUUUUUUAAAAACUGAUUUUUUUUGGUAUUUAUUUGAAAGCUAGAAUUACAGAGAGAGGGAGAGGCAGAGAGAGAGCUCGUCUGUCUGCUGGUUCACUCCCCAAAUGGCCAGGGCCGGGCCAGACCAGGCCAAAGGCAAGACUCAGGAGCUUCAUCUGCGUCUCCCAUGUGGCCCGGGGGCCCAAGCACUUGGGCCAUCUUCCGCUGCUUUUCCGGGUGCCUUAGCGGGAAGCUAGAUUGGAAGUGGAGCAGCUGGGGCUUGAACUGGUACCCACCUGGGAUGCCGGCAUCACAGUCUGUGGCUUAACCUGCUGUGCCACCACACUGGCCCCUCUUGCAGUAGCCACCUCUUUGAGCCCCACUGGGUUCCAGAGGAGCAUACUCUGUGCGAGCUCCUGCCAAGGAGCAGAGCACAGGGGGGAGUGGCCCAAAGGUCACGCAAGCGCUGAGACACUUGGCUGCGAGAGCUCUGGGAGUGCCUGUACUGUGGGGACCUGGGGAUCAGGAACCCACAUCUGAGCUCUGCUCACCUGUAGACAACGUUUAAAAAGACCUCUCUAGGUUUAACAAUCCAAAGGGUAGCACGUUUAUUUUUGUGUUUCCAUGAGUGGCCUAUUGCUUAAAAUGAAUGCACUUCUCUAAAUAAGCGAGCUUUGCCUCUUUGCUUUUAUGUGUGAGAAAGGUGCCUUUGGGAAAAGCUGGGAAAACUGGCCGUUCACGGUGUGGGAUGCAAGUUGGAGUAGAACCUGGGGGAUCUGCCUCUCGGGGCUCCAGGGUGGAGUUUGUCUCAAGUUAGCGUCUGAAAUUGACUCAACUCCCAAGGAAUUUCUUUUGGAUUUGGAAGUUCAGCUGCAGGCGUACAUAGCUGUGAACGGCUAGACUCUUCCCCGUCCAUGAGUAUGGGCUUGAACUACGCCAUCAGCCAAGACUUCCACUUGGCGUCCCAGCUGUCCAUGAGGCAGUAGCGUCAGCCGAGGCUGGCAAGUCUGUGGACAGUGCCCUGAAGGUGGGAGUGGCGCCUGCGGGGAGCUGUGCUGACGACGACACCUGCCCUUUGCUGUGGAGCGUGGACCGGAUCAGGGAGCCUGCGUCACUCGCAUCGGGCUGAUACUGGCUGAAGACCGGCAGCAAGACAGGGAAAUGGUUGUUCCCCGCUGUGUGCCAUGGGGACGCGUUAUGAAGCCUGGUCGUGAGUGUGUCAGAGCCAUCGCGUUGCAGGGUAACCGAUGUCGUCUUUGUGCUGGGCUCCCGGAUACAUGGAACAGAUGUAUUAAUGUUACUGUGAUGUCACGGCAGGGCUUAACUGUCAGACUUUUUACUGAGAGCUCCAAGAGAACUAUUGAGGGGAAAAGUGAGAUGUUAUUUUGUAGUACAAGGAUUAUUUUGUCUGUUUAUAGAUGCUUAGGAACAACUUUGUAAAAAAAAAGGAGGGGGGGACUUUGUAAAAAAUUAUUGUAUGAAUGUAUACUCUUAUUUAUUGAUUAUUGUAAAUUAAGAUAUAAAUGGCUAUUUGCAUAAUUUAUACUGGUGGGAAAUUAGCUGGAGCAUUUGUUAUUUGACUGUUUUCUAUUAAGGAAUAUUGGGUUUGGUGCUAUGAUGAAUGAUCUUGUAAAAUUAUACAUCUUCUUCAGGAGAUUUUUGAAUAUAAAUUCCUUGAAUUGACCAUC
Molecule: messenger RNA, 11151 nt
Organism: Lepus europaeus (European hare)
Lineage: Eukaryota; Metazoa; Chordata; Mammalia; Lagomorpha; Leporidae
Gene: CLMN
Product: calmin
Exons: 13
Coding region: 60-3044 (994 amino acids)
Biological process (GO): nuclear migration; negative regulation of cell population proliferation
Cellular component (GO): cytoplasm; nuclear outer membrane; meiotic nuclear membrane microtubule tethering complex
Molecular function (GO): actin filament binding
Source: RefSeq, a predicted model, not a curated record